Chinchilla lanigera (long-tailed chinchilla) is the source of this 5415-nucleotide messenger RNA. RefSeq names its product PDZ domain containing ring finger 4 (gene Pdzrn4). The transcript has 10 exons. NCBI's taxonomy places the organism in Eukaryota, Metazoa, Chordata, Mammalia, Rodentia, Chinchillidae. The coding region runs from base 291 to 2858 and encodes 855 amino acids. The record is from RefSeq and is a predicted model, not a curated record. Gene Ontology annotation, molecular function: protein binding.
CGGCAGGGACCGGGACAAGCUCGGGGCUUGGGACAUGGGAUUUCUUAGACCUGCAGGGUUCGCCGGCCUGACCUUCCCUGAGUGACCCUUCCUGGCCUCUGGAUCCCGGGUGACCGGUGGUGGUGAGUGUGUGAUGGUGCAGAGAGCAGCCGCAUCCGUCAGCGGUCAGCCCGGCCCCGAGAGCCCCAGGCCGUGGCUGUUUCCCUGCUUUGUGGAAGCGGCUGGUCCUGACCUGUGCUCUUGGGCUGCCUGCCUUCACGAGGAAUAAACAAGCUCCUCUGCAGCGCCCUAUGCGACGAGGCGUGUUUAUAGAGCUGCUGCUUCUCUUCUGGAGGACUCUGCAGUGUUUGACACUGCUGGUCGCUGCUAUGGAUGGAGAACAGAAGCCAUUCACUGUUGUGUUGGAAAGAGAAAAUGACACCUUGGGAUUCAAUAUUAUAGGCGGUCGACCAAAUCAGAAUAAUCCAGAAGAAUCGUCAACUGAAGGGAUUUAUGUUUCAAAAAUUUUAGAAAAUGGACCUGCUGACAAAGUCCAUGGACUGGAGAUUCAUGAUAAAAUCGUUGUGGUGAAUGGAAAGGAUCUCUCCAAGGCCACCCAUGAAGAGGCAGUGGAAGCUUUUCGAAACGCCAAGGAGCCCAUUGUGGUGCAGGUGUUAAGGCGGACGCCUCUCAGUAGAGCCUCCUAUGGGACGGUCCCGGAAGUACAGCUCAGGCACGCCAGCACGCAGACCGACAUCACCUUUGAGCACAUCAUGGCCCUGGCCAAGCUCCGGCCGCCAACCCCUCCUGUGCCGGACAUCUGUCCAUUUCUGCUCUCAGACAGCUGCCAUUCUCUUCAUCCGGCGGAGCAUGAAUUUUAUGAGGACAACGAGUACCUUUCCAGCCUGCCUGCAGAUGCAGACAGAACAGAGGACUUUGAAUACGAGGAGAUCGAGUUGUGUCGUGUUAGCAGUCAAGAGAAGCUGGGCCUCACAGUCUGCUACCGGACGGAUGAUGAAGAAGACGCCAGCAUUUAUGUCAGCGAGGUAGAUCCAAAUAGCAUCGCUGCCAAAGAUGGCCGAAUCCGAGAAGGAGAUCGGAUUUUGCAAAUAAAUGGGGAAGACGUCCAGAAUCGAGAAGAGGCCGUGGCGUUGCUGGCGAGCGAUGAGUUGAAGAGAAUCGUGCUGCUUGUUGCAAGGCCCGAGAUUCAGCUGGAUGAAGGCUGGCUGGAAGAUGAAAGGAAUGAAUUCUUAGAGGAGUUAAACUUGGAGAUGUUGGAAGAGCGGCAGGAUGAAGCACUGCAGCACACUGCCAACGAGGCAGAACAGCCAAAAAAGCAAGAGGAAGAAGAAGGUACAACCGACACGGCGACAUCCUCCUCCAACAACCACGAGAAGGACAGCGGCGUCGGACGCACAGACGAAAGCCUGCGCAACGAGGAGAGCUCAGAGCAGGAGAACGCAGCCGAGGACCCCAGCGGCGCUUCUUUGAAAAGCAAGAGAGAGCUGGGGCAGAGCCAGGACACCCUGGGAAGCGUCGAACUUCAGUGCAAUGAGAGCUUUGUGUCUGGCGAAUACAUCGACUCAGACUGCGUGGGCAACCAUGAUGAGGACUGUGAACGAUUCCGGCAGCUCUUAGAGCUCAAGUGCAAAAUCCGCAACCACGGAGAGUAUGACCUGUAUUACUCCAGCAGCACGAUUGAAUGCAACCAAGGGGAACAGGACGGAGUGGAGCAUGAGCUACAGCUGCUGAACGAAGAGCUGAGGAACAUCGAGCUGGAAUGCCAGAAUAUCAUGCAGGCUCACAGGCUCCAGAAAGUGACCGACCAGUAUGGGGACAUCUGGGCUCUGCACGGGGGAGGAUUCCGAAAUUAUAACACCAGCCUAGACAUGCAAAGAGGAAAGCUAGACGACAUUAUGGAACACCCCGAAAAGUCAGACAAGGACAGCUCCAGUGCUUACAACACAGCUGAAAGCUGCAGGAGUACCCCCCUCACCGUGGACCGUUCCCCGGACAGUUCCCUGCCCAGAAUGAUCAACCUCACCAAUAAGAAAAACCUGCGAAGCACGAUGGCCACGCGUCAGUUCUCUUCUGGACAGAGCAGCAAAGAGUCAACCUCCCUGCGGGCCAAGGCCGCCGAGCAAGGGUGCAGCACGGCAAGCCAGGAGAAGCUUUUGGGAAGCAGCAAGCUGCCGGACCCGGACCCGGACCCAGACCCGGAGAAGACAGCCAGCGAGCCCACCCCUUAUCUCUCGCCCUACCACAGCUCCUCCUACAGGUACGCCCACAUCCCAGCCCACGCCAGGCACUACCAGAGCUACAUGCAGCUGAUUCAGCAGAAGUCGGCCGUGGAGUACGCCCAGAGCCAGCUCAGCUUGGUGAGUAUGUGCAAGGACCCGCAGAAGGGGGCCGAGCCCAAGAUGGAGUGGAAGGUGAAAGUCAGGAGCGAUGGCACCCGCUACAUCACCAAGAGGCCCGUGCGAGACCGGAUUCUCAAGGAACGCGCCCUAAAGAUCCGGGAGGAGCGCAGCGGCAUGACCACCGACGACGACACCAUGAGCGAGAUGAAGAUGGGGCGCUACUGGAGCAAGGAGGAGCGCAAGCAGCACCUGGUGCGCGCCAAGGAGCAGCGCCGGCGCCGCGAGUUCAUGCUGCGCAGCCGGCUGGAGUGCCUGCGGGAGGCGCCGCAGGGCCAGAGCGGCAGCGAGGCCCGCAAGGAGCUCAGCAUCCUCGAGCUGAGCCACAAGAAGAUGAUGAAGAGGAGAAACAAGAAGAUCCUGGACAACUGGAUGACAAUCCAGGAACUGAUGACCCACGGGGCCAAGUCUCCGGACGGCACGAGGGUGCACAGUGCCUUCCUGUCGGUCACCACGGUAUGACCCGACGGGCCACCGGCGACUGACUUCAGGAGGGUGCUACCGGUUCGGGUAGAGUACGAUUGCCUCGUUCAAUGUGGCGCUUUUAUAUGCAUUUUGUGACUCUUUAUAGUUUGAAUUUUUUGUAAGCAAAAAAAUAAUAAUAAUAAUAAUAAUCUGGUAAUUUUUCAUUUGGUUUUUCCUCUACUGGUACCUUCGUUUGGGGCUGAGGUUUUUCCUUAACUUGUGAUAUAUUCAUAUUACUCAUUUAUAAAAAACAAAAUAAAACAAAAAAAAGGAAGGAAAGCAAAAAAAAAAAAACGAAUACUGAGGAGCUAAUUGAUUUCCUAUUUUAAUGUAUCUAUCGUAAGUUAAAAUCUGGAUUUAUCUCUCUAGUUUACUUAUUUUCUACUUUAUAACAAGUCAAAGCCAAAACAUUUCUAUGCUUGCUUCUUGGCAUAAUACCUAUUAAAUCAAACCUGUUAAUAAAUCACAUACCACGUCUUGUCUUAUACACACAAAAAAACCUUUUUAACAUUCUUUUGUACAUUUAACACAUAAACAGCCCUUGUCUUUGUCCCUGUAAAGUAUAGGUGGACAAUCUGCCUGUGAUAUGUAGUGACAUUGGUCAUGUAGCUAGGUAACUGUGGUAAUCGUGACAAUAAAAGAGAAAUAAAUUAUUGAUUAUCCUUAAGAAGAGUUAUGAAGGACUGUUUUAUUUUCAUUGUCCACUGUGUUUAACAGAUAUAAAUUAGUUAUAUAUGUAUACUAUUUAGAAGACUCCUAAUUGUAGGUGAAGACUGCACAUUUUCUAUCACUUUUUUUUUUCAAUAAAGCCUUGAAAUACUUCCUACAGAUCACUGUGUCACAUAUUGCUUCCAGGGUUACAUUACAUACCACGUCUACACUGUCUCAUAGAUGCUAACUAAACACUAUGCUUCCCUUAACUGCCCCCUGUGUAAGGUAAAGCCAUGAAAAAUGUAGGAAGAGAUGUAGACAAAAGACUCACAAAGCGUCUGAGAUUACUGACAAGAGUAGAAUGCAUUCUGUUUGCUUGGUCUGUCAUAACUAAAGGAAUCUUGAUCAACAGGAAUUUAUUUCUCACAGUUCUAGAGUCUGGAAAAUUCAAGACUAAAUGCACUAGAGGUUAGAAUUUAAACAUACAAAUUUAGAGGGGAUGCAAUUCAGCCCACCAUACUGACUGCCUUUAUUUAGUUGAUAAUUUAGAAAUAAAAUUUGGAGAACCAGCUUUGCAAGGAUUUGUAGCAUAGUGAACUAAAAAUGCCUUGUGUCAGUUUAUUAAACCUAUCAUGUCGAUCAUCAUGCCCGCAGAGGAAAGGCCCUAUGACCCACGUGCAUGCAGACGUGAGUUUCAUCAAGUUUUCAUUCAGCCCAACAGGCUGCUUGGACAUAAUGAUUACACAACAUCUGAACAUUUCAGGAAAUACUUGCCUGUAUAAAACCCUCAGUGAUUCCCUACAAGCUCUUGAAUCAGGCUCUGAUGCCUCGGCGUUAGGGUCAAGACCAUCAUCAAACUUUCCCACCUUGUGUGCUGCUCCUGCGUAGACCUUGUCUGAGCUUUUCUUGGCUCCUGAAUAUCUGCCCAUGUCCCAGAAGUUACCAGAACUUACUCUCCUGUGGAGUUUCUACGACAAAUCCUAUGCCUCCCUUAGUGUGUGACCACACAUACAUUUUCUUUGGAGGUAUGUUUUGAUGACAUCAGACUUUCUCAGUUCUUUGGGAUACACUAUUGUGCAUAUUGUUUUACCUGCAGAAUUGUAUUCCUUUGUUACUGAAUUACAUAAAUAGAAUGUAUUGUCUCUCUGCAUAGAUUUUAAAUUUGUGGAAAGAGGCCCUUAUAUCCCUGUCUUUGCAACCCCUUGGUAAAUGCCAUUUGAAUAAAAAUGAAUAUGAGUUGGGCUAAAUUAUUUUACUCAUAUUUCUCUUCCUCAUAUGGGUCCAUCUGUUACUAUUUUCCUUACUGUUCUAUCCUUCCAGAUUUUUACCUUCUGAAGGGCAAUCACACAGAGAAAAAUAAAGUAAUCCUAUUUACAUGUAAUGAAAAUUGGGACUCCAGUUUUUAAAAUACUGGUAGUAAUAACAAACCAAGGCAACUGAAAAUUUCACUAUUUCUAAUUUUAGUCACUGUCAAGUCAGUGACUGAGAUUACUUUGAGUGCACCCAGAGUUAACUUUUAAUCUCACAGUUUUAAAUAAAAACGCCUGUCUACCUUAAGGGUCCAUUUCUUUCCACACCUCACAUCUGUGGUGACUGCUUGAACUCUGCACACACCUUGUACCAACGUGUAGUUUUUCUAGAAGAAACAAAAUACAGCAUUUCCAAAGUUAUCAGUUUGAUUUUAUUUUUACUAAGGCCAAAUAUGCUUGCCAAUUUUUUAAAAAAUGUGAUGUUAGUGUUUUUCAUGUCUGUUUAUAUGCUUCUACAAGUUAAGAAAUGUCUCUUUUUCAGAAAUCAGUGAAAAUUUGAAGUGCUCUGCUUUAUCUUUCUACAUAACCUCCUUUGUACUAUACAUGUUUUUUAAGUAAAUGAAUAAUAAAUCUGUGCUCAGCAAAAAGAGAAA